Molecule: messenger RNA, 4697 nt
Organism: Onychostoma macrolepis
Lineage: Eukaryota; Metazoa; Chordata; Actinopteri; Cypriniformes; Cyprinidae
Gene: kcng1
Product: potassium voltage-gated channel, subfamily G, member 1
Exons: 4
Coding region: 381-1952 (523 amino acids)
Biological process (GO): regulation of delayed rectifier potassium channel activity; potassium ion transmembrane transport; protein homooligomerization
Cellular component (GO): membrane; voltage-gated potassium channel complex
Molecular function (GO): delayed rectifier potassium channel activity
Source: RefSeq, a predicted model, not a curated record
CGCGUCUUCGAUCUAUUGGCUAACAUGUUUUUAUGACACUGUCAGUACUACUGGCUUAGCUCGCUAGUUUUAUUAGAUUAAUUGAAAUACGCGAUAAAGUAUAAUGUUUACGAAUCAAAUAUCCAUAUUUCCAUUCCAAAGAUAACAGCUUUCAGUGUCCAAGACAUCCAACACAAAUCUACGAACAUAUUCAGAGUUGCGGGAAGGACGAGACGAGGGAAUCCAUAGAGGUACACCGAAUCCGGAGACUGACAAUCUGGGAGGAGAGGAGAACACAAGGAGCAGAGACAGGAGGUAAGGCACAAAGGGUCACUCUUUGAGAGGAAACGCUGGACUACAGGCAUGUGACAGCUGCUGAGGUGGAGGUGGCUGGGUGAAAGAUGACUUUACUGGCAGGCGAUGGUUCGGAUUACGACUACAGCGCUUUGAGUUGCACCUCGGACACCUCUCUGAAUGUGCCGCCCAUCCAGGAGCAAGAGGCCCUCAAGGGUGUUUAUUACAAACGGGCGCAACGACUGCCUCCGACCGACCCCAGCAUCCCCGAUGCGCUCCAUCCGGACGACAACACCAACCUACUGUCCUGCGGCCAGCAGCUGCACGUCAUCAUUAAUGUGGGUGGCCUGCGGUACCAGCUUCCCUGGACCACGCUGGAGGACUUCCCCCUCUCACGCCUGGGCCAGUUGCGUCUGUGCAGCAGCUUUGACGAGAUCAUGCGGGUGUGCGACGACUACGACGUGGUCCACAACGAGUUCUUCUUCGACCGCAGCCCCUGCGCCUUCCGGACUAUCCUCACCUUCCUGCGCGCUGGGAAGCUGCGCUCUCUGCGCGAGAUGUGCGCCCUGUCCUUCCAAGAAGAGCUGCUCUACUGGGGCGUCCCGGAGGAGAGCUUGGAAUGGUGCUGCCGGCGACGCCUCCUGCAGCGCGUGGAGGAGUGCGACGAGCUAGAGCGGGUGGCGGAGGAGGACGAGGAUGACGAGGAGGACAGCGAAAGCGGAUUGGCCAGGGAGUCUCGUCUCAGCCACUGGAUGGGAAAACUAAGAGACAUGGUGGAGAAGCCUCACUCCGGCCUGCCCGGGAAGAUCUUCGCCUGCCUGUCGGUGCUGUUCGUCACGAUAACAGCCAUCAACCUAUCCAUAAGCACCAUGCCUGCCAUGAGAGAGGAGGAGGAGACUGGCAAAUGCUCUCAGAUGUGCUACAACAUCUUCAUCGUGGAGACGGUGUGUGUGGCCUGGUUCUCGCUGGAGUUCACGCUGCGCUUCAUCCAAGACCGCAGCAAGCUGGCCUUCCUCUGGCGGCCGCUCAACCUGAUCGACAUCAUAGCCAUCCUGCCCUACUACAUCACGCUGGUGGUGGACAGCACCUCCACGGGCCAGAAGCGCUUGGGCUCGGGCAGCAGCUACCUGGACAAAGUGGGCCUGGUGCUGCGCGUGCUGCGGGCGUUACGCAUCCUCUACGUGAUGCGGCUGGCGCGCCACUCGCUCGGACUCCAGACGCUCGGGCUGACGGCGCGCCGGUGCACGCGGGAGUUCGGCCUGCUCCUCCUCUUCCUCUGCGUGGCCAUAGCGCUCUUCUCGCCGCUCCUCUACCUGAUCGAGAACGAGGCCGGGGUCACGCGAGAGUUCAGUAGCAUCCCUGCAACGUACUGGUGGGCCGUGAUCACCAUGACCACGGUGGGUUACGGCGACAUGGUGCCGCGCAGCAUCCCGGGACAGGUGGUGGCGCUCAGCAGCAUCCUCAGCGGGAUCCUGCUCAUGGCGUUCCCCGUCACCUCCAUCUUCCACACGUUCUCGCGCUCCUACGUGGAGCUCAAGCAGGAGCAGCAGCGGCUGCUGCAGCGCAGGACUCACUUUCUGCUGCGCAGCCGCAUCGCCGGUCUGAGCAGCAACCUGUCGCUGGAGAGCAACGUGCUUUUUCCUAGCGUCUCGUCUGAUCACAGAAACCGCGAGGAAUAGGAGGACGCAAACGUGGACGACGCUAAUGGACGCGGAAUAUAAAGCAGCUGUUUUAUAUCUUGAAUGUCGUUUUACGCAUUGUCCAUCAACAGUCUGUUAAAGGGAUUUAAUUUUCAAAUAUGAAAAUUCUAUUAUCGUUUACUCACCCUCAUGUCCUUCCAAACCCCUAAAGGUCCUUGCACACUUGAGUCCAAAAUUUUUUCGUAUUCGUCAUCCUUUCCUAUCAAAAUCUUAUGCGAAAACGCAGAAAAACAAACCUGAUCCAAAUAUUUUUAUGACGGACGAAACUUUCGGAGGCAGUGUGUAAACAUGAUUGACACAACGUACUCGGUGUGCAAAGACCUUAGGACAAGUAGAAUUUACCCAAAAAUGAAAAUUGUCAUUUAUUCACCCUCAAGCCGUUCCAAGCCUGGAUGAGUUUCUUUCUUCUGUUGAACAUAAAAAAAGAUUUUGAAGAAUGUGAGUAAUUAAACAGUUGAUGGUCCCCAUUGACUGCCAUUAAAUGGAUAAAAUACUAUGGAUGUCAAUGGCUACCGUCAGCUGUUUGGUUAACCACAUUCUUCAAAAUCUCUUCAUUUUUGUUCAGCAGAAGGAAGAAACUCAUACAGGUUUGGAACAACUUGAGGGUAAAUAAAUGAUGACAGAAUUUUCAUUUUUGGGUGAAAUGACUUCAAGUCACAGUCUCUCCAUUGAAUGUAAAAUGAAUCCAUGUGAUGACCGAAUUUUCAUUUUUGGGUGAACUAUCCAUUUAAAAGUCUUUUAAGGGGUGCUCAGUCGUGAACCUUCCAGCAGAACUGACUACUGAGUUUAAGUUGAACAUAUCUGAACCUUUCAGACCUACGUAAUCGAGGUCUUUGGGGUUAUUUGAAAUGACUGGCUAUAAAAUUGGAAGUAAAUGCGAUAAGGUUGAUCUUAAUGAAGUAGGUCACAAAAAAUGAAAAUUCUGUCCUCAUUAAAGGCCCGUUCACACCAAGGUCAAUAACUAUAAUGAUAACAAUGAAGUUUUAAUAAUGGUUCCAAUUCUGUGAGAAAAGGGAAGUCCACAACGAAACUGUAAUGAUAACGACACAAAGCAACGAUAACAUUAGGAUCACUUUGAAAACUUUCAGAACCUUCCUGUCAUUUCAAACCACCUUCUGUGAAACACAAGAAGAGAAUUUUUGAAUAAUCUAAAAAUUAUUGAUGAAUGUGGGACUGGCACUUUUCAAGCAUCAAAAAGGACAUAAGCUGCCAUGUAAGUUUAAUAAAAUUAUUUGUGUGCUAUAUAAUGCCUUUUGAAAUUAUAAAAAAAACAAAAAACUUUAGACUCAUUUCACGAGAUUCAAAAGAAUUCAGUCAGUCAUGAAUUUGAAAUUAAAACAGUUGUUUUCAGUGAUUGAAAGAUAGCCUAAUAAAAUAAAAUAGCCUAAAGAAUUAGAUGAAAAACCUAAAUUAAACAAACAAACAAAAACACUUUUAGAAAUUAGAAAUGUUUAAAUGACAACCAAGUAAUGAAAGUUAUAUAUAAAGAUGAAAAGCUAUAUAAAAAUGAUAAAACUCAAAAACUAAUAAAAGUUACAAAACUAAAUUACUAAAUUUUAAAUAAAAAUGAAAACUGAAAAUAUAAUAAUUCAAAACUAAUUCAAAAAAGUAUGUACAUUUAUAUACUGUAAAUAUUUAUAAUAUAAAUAAUAAUGUGUAAUACUAAUAUAUAAAAUACUAAAAUAUCACAGGAACGCAUCAAGGUGUAAAGAAAGAUUUUAAGUAAAUAAAAACUUAAAAUAAGCACAAAGCUAUCAUGCGACCUCUGAAGUCCUGAUAUAUACUUUUAUGAAACUUUCAUGGUGCGUUUUUUGGUCAUUUUCUAGCUUGACAGGCCCGGUUCCCAUUCACUUACUCUGCAUUAUAUUGAAAAGAGUGGCCAGGAUAGGUCAUGGAAGAAAGCAAGUAUGUUUUGAGGCAACAUGAGAGUUAGUAAAUAAUAACAGAAUAUUCCUUUUUUGGUGAACUAUGCUUUUAAGAAGCAAAACUGAGCAUUUCUGUUUCAAUUCAUCAAACUCCAAGACAUUUUUUUUUUCAGGCCCCUUUUCAAAAUCUUUCUGCUUAAAGGUGCUUUCACACUACACUUUAAGUAUGCAAAAAAAAUAUAUAUAUUUCUGUGUGACAUUUAGGUCUUCUAUUGAUUAAACAUCUUUAUGAAUUCACAGGUCACCAAAUUUUGAUACACAGCAAAAGACGAAUCUUCUGCACAUAUGCGUGCGUACUCGGUCUCCCAUAUUUGCAUGCAUAUGAAUAGAAGCGAAUGGAAAACAAAGUCGAGUGUGAUCUCACCUAACAACAGGAAAUAAUUCAAUAUGAUGACCAUCAACACUUCACUCUGUUGAAUCUGCACAUGUGUUUUCAGUACUUCAGUACUGCAUGAGUAUCUUCCCUUUGUGCAAAUUUAAUUCUAACAAACACAAAUCACAUCACUGGAAUUAUGUUUUUAAACACCAGGUUUAUGUUCAAGGUUUCGUGCUGCUGAUAUUUGCUGAAGUAUAUGAUUCAAAUCCAUAUAACCUGCAGAUUUCAUGCCAUAUAAUUCUGUAUCACAAUAUACAAUAUGUAAUGUUUAUUGCUAAGAAAUCACCUGCCAGGAACAUCUCCCUAUAUAGUUUUUCACGACGCAUACUGUUUUUUUUUUUUUUUUUAUAAUUAUAUUAAUAAUAAUAAAUCACACAACAUGAAUAAACCUAAUUUCAUUUUUCUUGUGGUUACAUUUUUUAU